Molecule: messenger RNA, 668 nt
Organism: Melanaphis sacchari
Lineage: Eukaryota; Metazoa; Arthropoda; Insecta; Hemiptera; Aphididae
Product: zinc finger BED domain-containing protein 6-like
Exons: 1
Coding region: 62-661 (199 amino acids)
Source: RefSeq, a predicted model, not a curated record
CACAUCCCUAGUCGCCCGUUGGCCGUUAUCAUUAGUAGAAAAUAAAGGAUUUAUCAAUUUAAUGAACGUUACUUCACCAAAUUUUAAAAUUCCUUCUAGAAGGGAUAUUUCCAGACGUCUAGAAGGAAAAUAUAAAUUAUUUCAAGAUUUAUUUAAAAAUGAACUAAAUAAAGUGAAAUACAUAUCACUUACAAUGGAUAUAUGGACUGAUAUACACACUCAAAGUUACCUUGGAGUUACUGUUCAUUUUGAAAAAAAUAGCAAGUUGGCAUCUGGGUUAUUAGGUGUGAUAGAUCUCCAAGAAAGACACACAUCUCAGUACAUUGCUGAUACAUUAAAUGAGGUAUGUAAACAAUGGGACAUUUCUUUAGAAAACAUAACUGCAAUUGUUACUGAUGGAGCUGCGAACAUAACUAAAGCUGUUGAUUUAUUGUUUGGAAAUCCCAAUAACAAACGUCAUAUACCAUGCUUUGCCCACACACUAAACUUAGUAGCUCAAAAUGCUAUCUCCAGUGUCACUGAUUUAAGUUUACUUAUUAAUAACGUAAUAUCAAUUAUAACAUGGUUUAAACACUCAGUAGUAGCCAGUGAUGAACUAAGAAAAGUUUCCAAUAGUAAACUUAUUCAAGAAGUUCCAACCAGAUGGAAUAGUACAUUUUAAAUGCUUA